UCGAACAUGGCUCGGAAGAAGUUGUCAUGGAAGUCCCUGAUCCCGAGCUGUUACAAGGGCAGGAGUCAAUCGGAGCCCAAGAGAAGGUUGAUAACGAAACAAGUCUCAUCCGUGAGGCUAUCGAUGUCGGAUCUCAGCCACCCAGGCUCACCCCUCUCCUUCGAUGACCUCUCCAACUCUCCCAUCUCCAAUAAUCUCCACAUCUUCACACUAGCGGAGCUACGGACCAUCACACAGAACUUCUCUCAAAACAAUUUCCUUGGUGAAGGAGGGUUCGGCCCUGUUCACAAAGGGUUUAUUGAUGAAAAUAUGAAGCAUUCUGGGCUAAAACCCCAACGCGUGGCCGUUAAGCACUUGGACUUAGAUGGCUUACAAGGCCAUAAGGAGUGGCUGACGGAAGUUAUAUUUUUAGGACAAUUGAAGCACCCAAAUCUGGUAAAGCUUAUUGGGUACUGCUACGAGGAGGAGCACAGGCUUCUGGUCUAUGAAUAUAUGAUCCGAGGAAGCUUGGAGAACCAACUCUUUAGAAAUCGCUAUAGUGCUUGCUUGCCAUGGGCAACAAGAAUGAAAAUCGCACUAGGAGCUGCAGAGGGCCUAGUCUUUCUCCAUGAAGCAGAGCCUGCUGUAAUAUACCGUGAUUUUAAAGCAUCAAACAUAUUACUGGACUCUGAUUACACGGCAAAGCUCUCUGAUUUUGGAUUAGCAAAGGACGGUCCAGAAGGAGAUAACACUCAUGUUUCCACACGGGUUUUGGGCACACAAGGCUACGCUGCUCCUGAAUAUAUAAUGACCGGUCAUUUGACGGCAAUGAGCGAUGUGUACAGCUUUGGAGUUGUCCUGCUAGAGAUACUUACAGGGAGACGGUCUGUGGACAAAAACCGCCCCAUGAGAGAAAAGAACCUUGUGGAAUGGGCCAAACCUUACCUAAACGAUGUCCGUAAGCUAGACCGGCUGAUGGACCCUAGGUUAGAUGGGCAGUACUCCUUAAAGGGGGCCCAGAAAGCAGCCCAAUUGGCUUACCAAUGCUUGAAGGACAACCCAAAGGCGAGACCAUCCAUGAGCACCGUGGUCAAGACUCUGGAGCUUAUGCAAAAUUUUGAUGACAUUCCGGUUGGACCGUUUGUAUACACGGUGGUCCAAUCUUCGAGCAAAGUCAAACCGGAAGACGAACCGGCAAAGGAUGAGGAAAGCAAGAAUGGUAAGAAUAAUAACAAAGAGAUUAGAGAGGAAAUUGAAGCACCAAAGGUGGAUGAUGAUGAUGAUGAUGACAAGAAUGAUAAUAAUAACAAGGAAGACGAGGAUGAGGAUGAUGAAGAGGAGGAAAAGAAACAACGGCAACGGAGGCACAAGAGCAGACGUGGCCAUCGACACCGGUCGAGCAUAUCUCCGGUCAAUUCCGAAACUUCACUCUACAAGUAUUUCAUCAAUGGUGGCUUGAGCUCACCUAAGCUUAGUAACCGAGGAAGCAAAGAGGAAGGAGUUGGCCACCGGUACACCAUAUCUUCGGUUCAUUCUGAUCCCUCACUCUCCAAGUAUUUCGGCAAUGGGGGCUUGAACUCAUUACCUAAGAGUAGUAAGAGAGAAGACAAGGAGGAAGUAGUAGUUCAGUAG
Molecule: messenger RNA, 1611 nt
Organism: Telopea speciosissima
Lineage: Eukaryota; Viridiplantae; Streptophyta; Magnoliopsida; Proteales; Proteaceae
Product: serine/threonine-protein kinase RIPK-like
Exons: 5
Coding region: 7-1611 (534 amino acids)
Biological process (GO): protein phosphorylation
Molecular function (GO): protein kinase activity; ATP binding
Source: RefSeq, a predicted model, not a curated record